Anarrhichthys ocellatus (wolf-eel) is the source of this 3624-nucleotide messenger RNA. RefSeq names its product wingless-type MMTV integration site family, member 4 (gene wnt4). Gene Ontology annotation, cellular component: extracellular region. Gene Ontology annotation, molecular function: cytokine activity; frizzled binding. Lineage: Eukaryota; Metazoa; Chordata; Actinopteri; Perciformes; Anarhichadidae. The coding region runs from base 475 to 1692 and encodes 405 amino acids. Gene Ontology annotation, biological process: multicellular organism development; neuron differentiation; canonical Wnt signaling pathway. The transcript is spliced from 6 exons. The record is from RefSeq and is a predicted model, not a curated record.
GAGAGACGGUGGUGUGCGAGCAAGGGAGCCCGUGCGUAUUUACGCUCUUCAGAGUGUGUGCAUGUGUCCGGGCGCGGGGAGGAGGGGCGGAGAGUCCUGCGGCGCGCUGACAGGAGAGUCCCGCUUGUCUGAGUGAGAAGCACCGGACCCGGCAGCGGGUGAUAAAGCCGUCAGAGAGAAGGAAGAACCGCACGCGAUUGCUCGCUCAUAUUUGUCUUUUUUUAUUGACUGCUCAUCCGCGCGCGCUGUCCCGGCUGGCAUUAACGCGCGACUGAGGAAGAAAGCAAACAAAAGUUGUCUAUUAGAAGAAGGGUCCAAAUUCAGCCCGAGCGGCUCCAGAGUUUAUUUUUUGUUUUUUUUAGCAUCCCUCUUUUCUUCCCUCCUUCUCCCCGUCCCUUCUGAGUGCGGAGCGGCAGAGGGAGGGACGGGAGAACCCGGGCGGGCGGACCGUGAAGCUGCGCGCCUCCCCUGCGGAUGAUCCACUGGAUGCGGGGCGAUGGAUUAACAGCCUCCUACGGACCCCUGCCGCUGCUUCUUUUUUGUUGUUGUUGUUUUUUUGUUACCACCGCCGACCCCCUGUCCACCUCGGGAUUAUUUCAGCUCUCACCAACCUCCCCGACAAUCCCUCUCGAGAUGACCGAGGAAUAUGUUUUGCGGUGCGUCCUGAUGCUCUGCUGUGCGCUCCUCUCGGCCAACGCGAGUAACUGGCUAUACCUGGCCAAGCUGUCGUCAGUGGGAAGCAUCCGGGACGAGGAGACGUGCGAGAGGUUACGAGGCCUCAUCCAGAGACAGGUCCAGAUCUGUAAGCGCAGUGUGGAGGUGAUGGAUGCAGUGCGUCGUGGAGCCCAGCUGGCUAUAGACGAGUGUCAGUUCCAGUUUCGCAACCGUCGAUGGAACUGCUCCACUCUGGAGACCAUGCCCGUGUUCGGCAAAGUGGUCACCCAGGGCACCCGUGAGGCAGCCUUUGUGUAUGCCAUCUCAGCAGCCAGUGUGGCGUUUGCGGUCACGAGGGCCUGCAGCAGCGGAGAGCUGGAAAAAUGUGGCUGCGACCACAAUGUACAUGGAGUCAGUCCAGACGGGUUCCAGUGGUCGGGCUGCAGUGAUAACAUUGCAUAUGGCGUGGCCUUUUCCCAGUCCUUUGUGGAUGUGAGGGAGAGGAGUAAAGGCCAGUCCUCCAGUCGGGCUCUCAUGAACUUGCACAACAACGAGGCUGGCAGGAAGGCCAUCCUGUCCCACAUGCGUGUGGAGUGCAAAUGUCACGGCGUGUCAGGCUCCUGUGAGGUGAAGACCUGCUGGAAAGCCAUGCCGCCCUUCCGCAAAGUGGGCAACGUCAUCAAGGAGAAGUUUGACGGCGCCACUGAGGUGGAGCAGCGCAAGGUGGGCACCACCAAAGUCCUGAUGCCUCGGAACUCCCAGUUCAAACCUCACACGGAUGAAGAUCUGGUCUACCUGGAACCCAGUCCAGACUUCUGCGACUAUGACCCGCGCACGCCGGGUAUGCUGGGCACCGUGGGCCGCCAGUGCAACCGAACGUCGAAGGCCAUCGACGGCUGCGAGCUGAUGUGCUGCGGCCGCGGCUUCCAGACGCAGGAGGUGGAGGUGGUGGACAGGUGCAGCUGUAAGUUCCACUGGUGCUGUUAUGUCAAGUGCAAACAGUGUCGCAAAAUGGUGGAGAUGCACACUUGCCGGUGAUGGGAGUGGCACAGAGGGCACUGCUGAUGAACAAAACAAACGCCCCACACUCCCGCUCGAUUACAAAGGCCAGAGGGAGCGAGGAGGACUUGUUAAGCUCCCUCUUCUCCUGCUUGAACCCCCCCCUCCCCCACCCUCCUACUACUGGUCAACGGAAACAAAGUGAAUGGCUUAGAAGUCAAAUGUCAUCCUAUUCAUUUUAUGACACCUUAAUGGACAUCAGUAGAUUAUGCAUGGGAUUUCUUACAAAGCUACAGAGGCAGUUUCUUCUCGAGUAGAGAGUGUCUUUCACUUUCUGUCCCCCCCCCUCACUCUCAUGUUUGCUUUGUCAUUGAUGCUUCUUAUUUUUGUAAUGUUUAACUUAUUUUGUUGAGAUUGAGGAGACUGAUGAGGGGUGGACCUAGAAGGAGGGGACAGACCAAUGGAGACAAUAAGGGACUAACUGGACCCAUGGGUGGGUGGGGUUAAAGGGUUGGGGUGGGGUCAAGAGGAGGGUUGUUUGCCCUCUGUCCUUGCUGCUGCUGCUGCUUUUGGAGGACUCAGUUGGAGCGCUGGAUGUCAAAAAAGGGAGACGCCGAGUCUGUCGGAGGACGGACGUGAACAACGAGGAGGAACAUGUCGCACUUUCUGUGAUUUGCUUCCUGAGUGUACAUGGCUGUGCUGCGCUGAGGUUCAGAUGCUGCUCCACUCUCUCACUCACACACACACACACACACACACACACACACACACACACACACACACUCACUGUCUUUCUGUCAGAGGGAGGAUGAUGAUGGACAGGUGAAAGCCACUGUCAGGUCCUUCCUGUCUUAUCUGUACAGUACUGGCAGGUGAUGGUCAUGAGACACGUACCCAGCAAACAUUGAUCCAGAUCGACACCUGUAUUCAUCCACAGCUUCCGGGUCCGAUUUGGCGUGAACUUGGCCUCCACCUGCAUGUCGCCAUCUGCCAAAAAUGCUAGUCGGCUUAAUGCAAACACGAGUAAACACGCAGAGACGCGCAUGUACCGGCAAACACACACACAAUGUAAACACACGCGUACACAAAGGGGUCUGCCAGAGGGUUGCCGAGCAUGCUCACCAUGCAUGAUGACUGAAGCACUUUCUCUCCAAGCGCACAUAGAGCCCUCGCCCCCACAGCAACGAGCGAUCCGACCACACACUCAGUUUUCCCGUUCCUCUCACACACACACACACACACACACACACAGAUUCCCAUGCCACUGUCAGGACUCUAUUGUUGUCUUGUACCACCACCAUAAAGCCAAGCUUUCCUAUAAUAACGUGCUGUCAUUAUAGAGACAUACUGUAGAUCUGUAAAGACUUAUACACUGAAGAAGAUUAUACUGCCUAUGAAUGUAUGUUAAUACGGAAUAUAUGCUGUGUCCAAAAUGACUGUUGUCCCUUCUUUCAAAAGAGACUACGUGUUGUGUGUGUGCGUGUGUGUGUGUGUGUGAGCGAGAAAGAGAAUGCCAACAAAACAAUGUUGCUAAUAAGGAAAGAGAGAACAUGAGAGGGAUAGUAAGAGGGAAAGUGAGAGAGAGUACAUCCCCAUUCCACCACCAUGUCUUGUGACACAUACACACACACACACACACACACACACAGCCCUGCUGACAGACAGACACAUAUUUCAAUAAAAUCGUCCAUUUCCCGUGUCUUUCAGCUGCGUUAUUAUGUGGCCACAGUGUGCACUCUGCAGCAUUUUGUCAGUGUGUGUGUGUGUGCUGUUUGUGUGAGGUACAUUACACCCCGAGGUCCUACCCAUGCACCCCUGACACCUACAGACACAAUUUAAAUGCGCCAUAUAUCACUGAAUACAGCAUAUCAAUCAGACGUAAAUGGAUGUGUUUCCCGCGGCACUGGGAACCUGGUAGUCUGGUUUUGGGAAGAACUGGAGCGGCCGCUCGGGUUUCAGCGACCGCCUGAU